AUGGCAGACACGGCAGAAGGACAACCUUCAGUAACAGAGCCAUCACGAGCGCCUCCGCCGCAUGAGCACUCUCAACCCGGCCGACAAUCACCGCGCCUUCUGGAGACCGAAAACACGGUAGAACCCGACUCAGAUGAUGGCGCAUCGGCACGAGUGGACGACGGCUGGGAUGAAGGCUUCGAAUCGAACAGCUCUAGGUCCACGUCCACAUCGCUUUCAAACAGCGUGCGAGACUACGUCUUUGAGAAUACUCGACGGUACCACAAGUACAUGGAGGGAAGGUAUCUACUGCCGAACGAUGAGCCUGAACAGGAGCGCGAGGACAUGAAGCAUGCCAUGUGCGUGAAUGUCAUGGAUGGAAAGCUGCACAGCGCGCCGUUGAAGAACCCGCAAAAGAUCAUUGAUAUCGGGACGGGUACGGGUAUUUGGGCCAUUGACAUUGGCGAUGAAUAUCCUGAAGCAGAAGUCAUUGGCAUCGACCUCUCACCGAUUCAACCAGAUUGGGUGCCUCCCAACGUCCAGUUCAUGGUGGACGACGCCGAAGCGGACUGGGUAUGGCCAGCAAACUCUCUCGACUUUGUGCACGCACGGCACAUGUGCAUGGCGAUCAAAAACUGGCCUUCCCUCCUGUCUCAAGCCUACACGUCGCUCAAGCCCGGCGCAUGGAUCGAGUUACAGGAGUUACGCUUCCACCUACAGUGCGACGACGGCAGCAUGCCGGGGCCCGAAAGUUAUGGGUACGGCAAAUUCGUGGACCUCUGCAUGGCCGGUUUCCGCAGCUUCGGCAUCGAGCCGUUAUCGAUGGAGCGUAAUGCCGAGCUUCUCCGGAGCAGCGGGUUCGAGAACGUUGUCGAGAAGGUGUGGAAGGUGCCGAUUGGGGUGUGGCCGAGGGAUCCGAAGUUGAAGACUAUUGGGCUGUACAACCGAAGCAUGCUCAUCGAUGCGUUGCAGGCGGUUAGCAUGGCGCCUUUGACGAGAGGGCUGAAGUGGAGCGCCAACGAGGUUGAGCUGUUCUUGAUCGAUGUGCGAAAGAGUUUGAUGAACACGUCAAUACACUCGUAUUUGACGUUUCAUGUCGUCUAUGGACAGAAGCCUGGGGGAGGGUAA
Molecule: messenger RNA, 1107 nt
Organism: Colletotrichum karsti
Lineage: Eukaryota; Fungi; Ascomycota; Sordariomycetes; Glomerellales; Glomerellaceae
Product: methyltransferase domain-containing protein
Exons: 2
Coding region: 1-1107 (368 amino acids)
Molecular function (GO): methyltransferase activity
Source: RefSeq, a predicted model, not a curated record